Fundulus heteroclitus (mummichog) is the source of this 754-nucleotide messenger RNA. RefSeq names its product ADP-ribosylation factor-like 11 (gene arl11). The transcript is spliced from 5 exons. Gene Ontology annotation, cellular component: cytoplasm. Gene Ontology annotation, biological process: vesicle-mediated transport; intracellular protein transport. Bases 155 to 673 code for a protein of 172 amino acids. The record is from RefSeq and is a predicted model, not a curated record. Lineage: Eukaryota; Metazoa; Chordata; Actinopteri; Cyprinodontiformes; Fundulidae. Gene Ontology annotation, molecular function: GTP binding; GTPase activity.
GCGUGUCUGAGCCGGCAGAGCAAGAAUGCAGUCAGACCGGCCUGGUGAUCACAUGGCCAGCUGUGAGAGCUGCUAUUGGCUCUGCAUCAGAGAAGGUCUGCUACACCUGCGUUUCCUGUGAGAUCAGUCAGACUGCAUCUGGAGCAGAAGAGCGAUGGGUCAGAGCAGUUCCACCGCUCCGCAGGUGAUCCUCAUGGGUCUGGACUCUGCAGGAAAGUCCACUCUGUUGGCGCGGCUACUCACAGGAGAGAGGGUGAACACGUCACCCACCGUGGGCUUCAAUGUGGGAAAUCUGGAGCUGAAUAAGAACAUGUCUCUGACGGUGUGGGACGUUGGAGGACAGAAGAGCAUGAGAGCCAACUGGAAGUACUACCUGGACGAGUGCAAGGCGCUGGUGUUUGUGGUGGACAGCAGUGAUGCAGCUCGCAUGCCAGAGGCCCAGAAGGCUCUGAAGAGCAUCCUCAGUGACGAGAGGCUGCGAGGAGUUCCUCUGAUGGUUCUGGCCAACAAGAAGGAUCUGCCCAACACAAUGACCAUACGGGAGGUGUCCACCAAGCUAGACCUGCCCAGUCUCAAAGGCCGACUGUGGGAGAUCCAGGCCUGCUGCGCCACCCAGGGUGUGGGUCUGGACCAGGCCUUCCAGUCGGUCAGCAAGCUGAUCAAGAGGAGCUGAGCGGAACCAGGAGGAGGGCGGGUCUGCAGGACGGGGUGGGGGGGUGUAUUUAUAAAUGUCUAAUAAAGGUUUUAGUGAUGA